CGGCAGCUUGUUCUAGUGCCUUCAAGAAUCUCUACACUCCUGUAGCUUUUUCCUAGUAGCCAGAAGAGGAAGAGAGGCAUGGGGAAGAGGCGAGUAGGGAUCGGAAUGGAUUACUCUCCGACGAGCAAGGCGGCGCUCAGGUGGGCGGCGGAGAACCUCGUGGAGGAAGGUGACCAGAUGAUAUUGAUCCAUGUACAGCCUCCCAAAUCCGAUCAUACCAGGAAGCAGCUAUUUGAAGACACCGGAUCACCUUUGAUUCCCCUUGAGGAGUUCAGAGAGAUCAACUUCUCGAAGCAGUAUGGACUGACUCAUGAUCCUGAGGUUCUUGAUGUGCUUGAUACGGUUUCUAGGACUAAAGGGGCGAAAGUGGUGGCAAAAGUUUACUGGGGCGAUCCGAGGGAGAAGUUGUGCGAUGCGGUGGAAGAUCUCAAGCUCGAUUCACUCGUUGUCGGGAGCAGAGGCUUGGGCAGUAUCAAAAGGGUUUUGCUUGGCAGUGUCAGCAAUUAUGUAGUGACAAGCGCACCAUGCCCGGUCACUGUGGUCAAGGGAGCAUCAUGUUCCAAAUUCUGAAAGGCCUACCAGUUGUCUCCUUCUUACCAUGCUUGAAGAAGUUGCUCUUGUAAUGAUGAUCCACCAUGAAAAGCUUUGCUUUGUACUUCAGAAGACUUGGUUCUGUGCAGUGAGUUUUGCUGUUA
Rhodamnia argentea is the source of this 695-nucleotide messenger RNA. RefSeq names its product universal stress protein PHOS32. The record is from RefSeq and is a predicted model, not a curated record. Bases 79 to 570 code for a protein of 163 amino acids. The transcript has 4 exons. NCBI's taxonomy places the organism in Eukaryota, Viridiplantae, Streptophyta, Magnoliopsida, Myrtales, Myrtaceae.